CGCUCGCGGCGGCAAUCCGUUCGAGGAACAACUGUCGACGUAGGCCGCGAGGACGACGAAAACGGCAAAAGCGCGAAAACUCUGGUAUCUACGGACGGUCACAUGGUGCCCAGCAUUCCAACGGGAAUUCGCUAGCGGCGGCAAUCUGUCCACAAAGACUGCCAAUAACACCAAACAGGUCGACGGCGAAGGCCGCGAGGCCGACGAAAACGAUAGCAGUGCGACUCCACAGCCAUCCACGGACGGUCGCACAGUGCCAAACAAUCCAAAGGGAAUUUGUUCGCGGCGGAAAUCCGUCCGCGGAAAACCCUGUGACGACGGCAGCGAGGGCGACAAAAACGACAAAAGUACGACAACUCUGUUAUCUACGGCCGGUCACACGGUGCCGAGCAUUCCAACGGAAAUUCGCUCGCGGCGGCAAUCCAUUCGAGGAACAACUGUCGACGUAGGCCGCGAGGACGACGAAAACGGCAAAAGCGCGAAAACUCUGGUAUCUACGGACGGUCACAUGGUGCCCAGCAUUCCAACGGGAAUUCGCUCGCGGCGGCAAUCCGUUCGCGGAACAACCGUCGACGUAGGCCGCGAGGACGACGAAAACGGCAAAAGCGCGAAAACUCUGCUAUCUACGGACGGUCACAUGGUGCCCAGCAUUCCAACGGGAAUUCGCUCGCGGCGGCAAUCCGUUGAUGCAAAGACCACCAAUAACACCAAACAGGUCGACGGCGUAGGCCGCGAGGCCGACGAAAACGAUAGCAGUGCGACUCCACAGCCAUCCACGGACGGUCGCACAGUGCCAAACAAUCCAAAGGGAAUUUGUUCGCGGCGGAAAUCCGUCCGCGGAAAACCCUGUGACGACGGCAGCGAGGGCGACAAAAACGACAAAAGUGCGACAACUCUGUUAUCUACGGCCCGUCACACGGUGCCCAGCAUUCCAACGGGAAUUUGUUCGCGGCGGCAAUCCGUCCGCGGAAAAACCUGUGACGUCGGUCGCGAGGGCGACAAAAACGGCAAAAGUGCGACAACUCUGCUAUCCACGGCCGGUCACACGGUGCCCAGCAUUCCAACGGGAAUUCGCUCGCGGCGGCAAUCCGUUCGCGGAACAACUGUCGACGUAGGCCGCGAGGACGACGAAAACGGCAAUAGCGCGAAAACUCUGCUAUCUACAGACGGUCACAUGGUGCCCAGCAUUCCAACGGGAAUUCGCUCGCGGCGGCAAUCCGUUCGCGGAACAACUGUUGACGUAGGCCGCGAGGAUGACGAAAACGGAAAAGUCCGACAUCUCAGUUAUUCACGGCCAAAAAUCGCACAUGGUGCCCAGCAUUCCAACGAAAAUUCAUAAGCGUCAGCAAUCAGUUGGCAAAUGGAACGAGAAUAACGCAGAACAUCUUAUUUGAGGUCGGGAGGAUAUCAAACAUGAAUACAAUAAAACAACAUCCCAGUUCUGUUCCGUCGGCCAUAUGGUGUCCAGUCCAACAAAGUUGAAAACUGCUACUAACGAGUCAGAAAGUUUCGUUACACCAUCGGCAAUUCGGGUGCAAAACCGUUCGUCGUAAAACCGAGGACAGCAAGAAACGGGUCGUUGGAGGUUGUGAGAACAGCAGUGUGACAAUAUCUCAGCCAUCUUCUUCCGGCCAUCCAGUGUCCAGCUCUAUAAAGAUGAAGCCCAUCCGCGGGAAAGCGAGAACUAAGACGGACCAGGUCCAGACCAGCAAAACCGAAUUCAGGACAACAUCCGAAUACGAAUUCCCAUCCAUGCACUCCAAGCUCGAAGGCAGUUUCUGGCAACCUAAGGGCAAGCCCAUCAACAUCAAAGGAAGGUCUUCGAUUCCUCAAAUCAAUGAUAGAACAGCGAGCUCUGAAGAGCAUGGCAAUGAAUCCGUCGUUACACCGCCGAAAAAUGCUA
Messenger RNA from Armigeres subalbatus, 1903 nucleotides. RefSeq lists its product as uncharacterized. The transcript has 2 exons. The record is from RefSeq and is a predicted model, not a curated record. NCBI's taxonomy places the organism in Eukaryota, Metazoa, Arthropoda, Insecta, Diptera, Culicidae. Bases 509 to 1339 code for a protein of 276 amino acids.